UCUUACAGGAGAGAAGGUAUCCAAGAAUCAACUUUCCCCACUGCCUCCUAUAUAUUUCUGAAUUACAUUCCAUGCUGGAGCGACUUUUCAAAGGGAGAAGAGCACCAAUGAAGGGGAAAGAUAACUGAAAAUUGGAGGGCGCAUCUUUUGUGAAUCAGAAUGCUUCCUAUUAUUUCAGUUUUAACACAAAUUGUAAAUAGUUAUAAUGAUGCAUGCAUCUUAUGAAAUGUACAGCUGAAAAAAUUAUCUGACUUUAAAUAGCAGGGAAGAGAUUUAAAUUAGAGUGGGGGAACAGAUUUGUUACUGAUAUAAAGGAGGGCUGAAAGAGGAAAAUAAUAGCUUACAGUAUUCAGAUUUGUAGCUAUCAGGAACAGGAUGAGUAUUUAGGAAACAAACAUCUGAAAUUAUAAUCCUGAAUAAAUAACUAGAUUUGGCAGUGGCUGGGCUACAGGAGAAAGAGGGAAAUAUUGAAUUUCAUGUUAGUAUGAUAAUUGAAGUAAUCAGGAAAACAGUUUAUAGCCUGUUAUUUUUAAAUAUUUGCUAUUUUUAAAAAUGUGCUUCUCUCUAGUUUCAGUGGUGUCAUCUGAUAAAAUCAAAGACUGGCAUGCAAACCUUUCAUCAAAGAAAUGUCUGAAGGAAAUGUCUCUAUGGGAAGUGAUUUUAUUCUUAUGGGCUUUACAGAUCAGUAUACUUUUCAAAUAUUGUCUUUUUUGUUUUUCUCAGCUGUUUAUAUUUUUACCAUUGUUGGAAAUCUUGGCAUGAUUUUAUUAAUCAGGAUUGACUCCCGACUCCAUACGCCUAUGUACUUCUUCCUGAGUCAUCUUUCUCUUUUAGACAUGUGCUAUUCUUCUACAAUUGUUCCUAAAACUCUGGUGAAUUUCUUAGCAGGCAGAAAGACCAUUUCAUUUGCUGGAUGCACCACUCAGUUAUUCUUCUUUGCAGCUUGUGCUACCACUGAGAGCUACCUGCUGGCUGCCAUGGCCUAUGAUCGUUACGUUGCAGUUUGCAAGCCUCUGCUUUACACAGUUGUCAUGUCACAGAAAGUUUGUGAAGGGUUGCUGGCUGGGGCAUAUGUCAUAGGUGUGAUGAGCUCAGCUAUACAUACCAUCUCUAUAUUUCGUCUCCCAUUCUGUCAUUCUCAUAAGAUCAACCACUUUUUCUGCGAUGGGCCCCCACUCCUAACCCUAGCCUGCUCAGACACUCAUUUCAAUGAGAGACUUCUUUUUGCUGUGGUUGGGUUCAACAUCUUGAUCAGCACUGCAGUCAUUCUAGCAUCCUAUUUAUCUGUCCUCACCACUGUGCUGACUAUCCACUCUACUGAAGGCAGGUGCAAAGCCUUCUCCACCUGUGCUUCCCACUUGGCCACUGUUACAUUGUUCUAUGGAAGUUCCCUUUUCAUGUAUUCACGGCCAAGCUCAAGCUAUUCCUUGGAUCAGGACAAGGUGGUUUCUGUGUUGUACUCAGUUACAAUCCCCAUGCUUAACCCACUAAUUUACAGCAUGAGGAACAAAGAAGUGAAGGAUGCUCUUAGAAGAUUUACAGAACAGUGUAACCUCAGUCUGUAUGACAAAGCCCCUACAAAAUUAAUGUCUCAUUUUAAAUUAACUGAAAUUUUGCUGGAGUUUUGUAGAAUAUAA
Pantherophis guttatus is the source of this 1637-nucleotide messenger RNA. Its product is annotated as olfactory receptor 8D1-like. Gene Ontology annotation, cellular component: membrane. The record is from RefSeq and is a predicted model, not a curated record. Gene Ontology annotation, biological process: G protein-coupled receptor signaling pathway. NCBI's taxonomy places the organism in Eukaryota, Metazoa, Chordata, Lepidosauria, Squamata, Colubridae. Gene Ontology annotation, molecular function: G protein-coupled receptor activity; olfactory receptor activity.